Molecule: messenger RNA, 4317 nt
Organism: Brienomyrus brachyistius
Lineage: Eukaryota; Metazoa; Chordata; Actinopteri; Osteoglossiformes; Mormyridae
Product: transcriptional-regulating factor 1-like
Exons: 13
Coding region: 1092-3503 (803 amino acids)
Biological process (GO): regulation of transcription by RNA polymerase II; negative regulation of DNA-templated transcription
Cellular component (GO): histone deacetylase complex; transcription regulator complex
Molecular function (GO): transcription corepressor activity
Source: RefSeq, a predicted model, not a curated record
GAAAUAGUUGGAAGAUGAAUGAAUGGAUGGAUGAAUGAACUACUCCUACAAUACCAGGACGGACCGAUUGACUUAAAUCACUACUUUGUAUUUUUGAAUUUGCUUGAUAAGGAUAAUUGUCUGAUCAGCAUAAAAUAUCUGCACAGCUUCAGUAAGGUUUGAAAUAUCCAGGGAUACGGUUAGUCUGACCUUUGUUCUGCUGUUGUUUUCCCCAGUCAUGUUCAAAUGAAUAUAUUUCUUUGUGCUGUUGGUACAAAAGUUAUUCUUAAUAUGGACUACAGUGCAAGAUUUAUGAAUUAUUGUAAAUGUUAUUGAAAUGUUAUCAAACGAAUCUGAUAAAGGAAGAAAAAAGCAGUAAUGUGAGAAUAAAGAUGCCGCCGUACGGUUAGAAGAGAGUCUCGGUUGGAGAUUAGGUACCACGGCAGACUGAGGUUCCACAGUUUGGAGGUUUUCCUGGUUGACUUUUGCGCUGUUUUGCCAGUUCUGGGUCAUGUUCCUGUCAGGUGACUAAAUAUGACCAGAUAUGGUAGCUCUAGUGAGGCUGGCAGUCACACAGAUAAAAACCUUGUAAAUGAGGCCCGCAUGCCAUGAAUAUGCGUCCUGCGUGCGUUGUGGCAAACACGCAUGCUAUACAAUGAACGUGCAUUUAUGAAAAACUUUGAGACACAUAUAAGAUUUACUUAAAAACUUGUAGAAGUGACAUAAACGUCCUCACAUACUGUAGACCACAGAGACUGUGAGUCAUUCACCACGCGAGAUUUAGGCUCUUGUAAACAAUACAUUGAGAAAUACCACACCAAGAGAAAUAAAUGCACUCAGACACACUCACACACACACAUCCGCACCGGCACACAUGCGCGCCCGGCCACAGGUGCCCCCGGAGAUAUGUGUCAUGUUAAAUUUCAUAUUUGCUCUAUAUGUUGGAGUGUCUGACUGGCCGGCCCCGGAACAACAGGCCUUGGCUUUGCCCCUUUUGACAUGUUAGAAGAGGAAGGAAUGAGGCAGACGAAAGAAUGGCAAACGCACCAUGACUGUCCUGCACGCUCUCCUCUCUCUCCACUAGAGGGCACUACCACGAGCAGUCCAUUACAAUGGGGGACCGCACUUUUCAGGCUCAGGAUAGCCCUUCGCAUCAGGGACAGUUCUAUCCUCAGGCCAAGGGACAGAAAUCUGCGCAACAUUUCUGCCAUGACCCACUGGAGCCCCUGGGUCUCCUGGAGGGGGUGGCAGAGGCAGGCGGCUGCCACGGCAAACUGAACAGCUGUGCGGCGAGGGGUGAUGGCGAGUGCAUGUCUGAGGACGGCGCCGGGCUCAGCCGCUGGAUCAAUCCGCCGCUCGCCCACGCGGAUGUGGGCGCCGUGGCUUUCGGGGACAAGCCGUUUCGUUCGUCAGAAGACCCGCCCGAGUGGCGCUCCACCUACCUCCACCACGGGACCUUUCAAGGGGCAAUCGGGGGCUGUGAGCAGAAGCUGGACUCGUUUUCGGAAGCAUUCCCACGGCGAAAUGCCUACUUGUUCCAAAACGGGGGCCGGGGGGUGAUCUUCACCUCGGGGUGUGGAGCUGGGAAAGUGAGCAGUCCCCCAGGCGGCCCGGCCACCCCCACGCCUCCUACCACCCACCCCUCGCCCCUCGUCCUCUGCUCUCCCCCCGCCUCUCUCUCGCUGCCCUCCCUCUCCCCAUCCAAGAAUGCUCCCCAGUUCCCGACUGCGCAGACAACGCCGCCUGUGCAGCUGGAUGUUAACUUCAGCUCCUCCUCAUUCUCCCCGGGGCUGCAGCCUUACUACCUGUCACAUACGCACACAGGCCGCCUGCCUGGCACUGCCCCAGCUGGGAAGUGUCCCCCACUGCUCUGGCUGCAGCAGUCAGCUCACCCGGCCGGGCAGGCAGAACCUUUCCAUCCACAGCACCAGGAGAAGAACUCUGACUCCUCUCUGAUGUACCCAGGAGAGACACAGUUCCUGCAGAAACACUCUCUCCUCUCUCACCAGGACGAGUACAGCAUCCCAGAUCACUGUAACCUUCAGACGCCUCUCAGUCCUCCGCCAGAGCAGUACCCACAAUCCUGUGUGUCUUUCCUGCAAGAUCCCAACCCAGCGCCCCCUGCUGAUAACUCGGCAGCCUGGCACCUGGAGACAGCAGACAGAGGUGGGGGCCAGCCCUGUGCCCCCCUGUCCACAGCCCAGUGCUCAGUGCCGCUGCUGACCUCCCCACCAGCUGAAGGCAUUAAAGUGGGGGAAGAAGCCCGGCCAUAUCUGGAGUAUCAGUCCACAGCAGGCUGGUCUCAGUGCUCCCUGGAUACACAGAGCACGCCCCCUUGCAUCUACACCGGAUUCUCCUUCUCCAGCAUCCUCCAGGUCGGAAGAAGCCUGGAGAUGAACUACGGUGGGGCACCCCCCCGCUACACCCCCAGCCCCAUGCUGAAUCCCCUCCGCAAGGGCUCGGGGCUCUACUGCAGCCUGCUCUCCUCCUCGAACCUCCGGCCAGGACACCAGGGAGGCUUCUGGUCUGCAAGGGAAGAAGAGUCUCCACGCCUGCCGCAUGUGAACGUGGGUCCGCAGUACCAGGCAGCGCUGCCCCCCCUGAGGAACAGAGCGGACAUGGACACCGGCCCUGCUGAAACGCCUGCGGAAACACUGCUUUGGAAACCCUGGGUAGAGCUGGAGGAGAGUGAAACCACGCAAGAACAAGUGGAGAUUUUUUUGGACCUGUGCAGUUCCAGUGCAGUGCCAGGAGGUGGCACUAACGUAGAGCUUGCCUUGCACUGCCUCUCCCAAUGUCAGGGUAACACUAUGGCCGCUGUGGAGAUGUUAUUACUGUCUACCCCUUCACUGUCAGAAGACUACCAUUACUGUGGCAGUGACGUCUGGAUGCUGAGUGAGCGACGACUGUUUAAUAAAGCAUUCGCCAUCUACAGUAAGGACUUCAACCUGAUACAUAAUAUGGUGAAGACCAAGCGUGUGUCCCAAUGUGUGGAGUUCUACUACCUCUCCAAGAAGCUUCCGGAACAGCAGAAGAAGCAGAGGGAGAGGGAGAGAGGGGUAGAGGGAGAUAUGAGCGGCGCGGCAGACAGCGGUGCAUUACCGAUCUCGGAGUCAAUUCUCAGACCGCCGGUGAUGGAUGGCACGGUCUCCAGCAAUGCCCUGGCCACCAGCUUUCCCUGUAAACAGUGUGGAAAAAUGUUUUAUAAAAUAAAAAGCCGUAACGCCCACAUGAAGAUCCACAGGCAGCAGCAAGACGACUGGAGGGAGCGGGACCAGAACACGGUGUUCGCCCAGAACCUCACGCAGGCCCGGCUGGCUUUCCUGCAGAGCCCCAACAGCCACGUCGGUGCUGUUAGCAGCCCCAGCCUCAGCUCCUCCGGGGUCCCCCUCUUUGGCCCUCCACAUCCAGUGUGGGACCCCUUUGAUCUCACCUCCGAUUCCAGCACCUUCUAUUAUGACUCAGAGGGGAAAGUAAUGCUGGGUAUGACAGGAGGGGCUAAGGGACAGAUUCGCUGGGAAUGACCGCCCUUUGGUACCGACGCCCUUAGGGAUGCAUAUCAAUGCAUGUUCAUAACAGUAUUUUCUCAGUUAGGGCAGGUUCUGUGGCUCAGCCGCUCCUGACGGCACAGUUCGAGACGUAGUAUAUGAAAUAUGUGAGCUUUCAGAAUCUAUGAAAUACCAUAAAUUAUGUAUUAUCUGAGCUGUAGAAAAGGUAGUGAAUAACAAACACAGCGCAAAAAGGAGGUUCAUUGUGAAUAGUGCCUGAAUUUGCCAUCGAUCAUUUGUAAGAAUAAUCUAUCCUUCUCAGAAAUUAAUUAGUAUUAUUUUAACGGCUUUAGACGGCUUUGAGCGGCUUUAGGUAAAGGUAAAAACGUAGAUGCCCAGAGUGGACAGCUCUCAUUGAAUUAUUAUUGAUUAUUAUGUUCAGUAUUUACAUUAUUUAUUAUAAUGUUUGUAACGGAUGGCUUUAAAUAAUUUUGAUGUUUCCAUUGUCUUUAUGUUCUAUUGACUGGCAGCUUUAAAUGGCACGAGCCUCAAAAGCUAUUACGGAAAUUGUAUAUGGCAACAUUUUUAUACAUUUACUUUGUACUUUUUGUUAAAAUGCCAACUGGUUGCUGGGAAAAAAACUUUUUGUUAAGAAACUUUUGUUCGUUGUUACAUAACUGUGAUUAAGGAAAACCGUGUACAGUCUAGAAUACUAGAGGUUGUAUUUUACCUUAAACAUGACAUCCUGAGAACAUGUAUUUUCUUGAUACCUGUAGAAAAAAUAUUUAUUUUAAGUUUUGAUACAUAUUACAAAAAGAAUUAUUCAUUAAAUGUUCUAUCCCGACAAUUA